CUUUAGUUACCGUGAUCAGCUGUCAGAAGUUGUUUGUCGCGGAAAAUAUUUUUUUUAUUAUUGAAAAUAAUGCAACAUUGAUAAUGUCGUUAUUAUUAACAAAGCAAAUGCUGACUAUUCCUGGGUGGAGGAUUGAACAACGAUAUUCGCCAGGUGUUUUAAUAGGAAAUUGGUCCGAAGAAAGACACAGGUAUGCAAAACAGAGAUACCACCACAACAGCACUCACAGAACUGAUUUCAGAAACUACGGCAGCAGUAAACCAGAUGUCAUCAUACGGCGAGCAGGGGAACUGAGAAACGAGGGCUUGAGUCGGAAGCAUCUCCUGAACCACCAUGACGGAAACAAAUACUCCAGCAAUAUGGUGUCCAGUUAUGACGAGCAUUUCAAUGGCAGGUGGAAGGAGAAUCCCAAGUUGACUAGGAUGAGAACGUGGAAUGGUCAAAGACUUCAGUGGGCCCCAGAGAAGUCCGAUUUUCCAUUACUCCAUGAACCAACAAAUUUUGGACUGUGGACCGAAAAGCAAAAGAAAUGGGAAAUGCCGAUGGAACAAACACAGCUGGGAGAUUAUAAUACUACAUACGAAGUAUCGUAUACAGAAUUGCCGUUUCAAGUACUUGCUAAAGAGCGGUGUGCCAACCCAAAAGCGCAGUCAUCAACAUUGCACAAAUACAAUCACACAAACGAGAAUCUCAAUUUGAGAAAUGUCACAGCUCUUAAGUUGCCAGAGAAGGUUGAAAACAAGCUGGUAGAGGUCUCCUGUUGAUUACAUCUUCUGAUAAGUAAUUCUCUUCAACCUGCCAUCAGCAGGCCUAUGUGGGUCAUGUAUGUUUUGUUCAUUUGACAAAAAAGGUUACUUUGCAAAUAUAGAGUUAAACUUCUCAAAGGAAAAAACAUUACACAUUUUCUACAUUUGUUGUUAAUGCCUAGUGUAUCCAGUCCUCAAGUCAUAUGAUUAUUUGACAGCUCUCAAAACAUUGUACAAUCUGACAGUUCUCAAAACAUACUGUAGAAUUUGACAACUCUCAAACCAUAUUGUAGAAUCUGACAUCUCAUAAAACAUACUGUAGAAUCUGACAGUUUGCAAAACAUACUGUAGAAUCUGAAAGCUGGUAGAACAUAAUGUACACUCUGACAGCUCUCAAAACAUAUUGUAGAAUUUGAUAGUUCACAAAACAUAUUGUAAAAUCUGACAAUUCACAAAACAUUGUAAAAUCUGACAGUUGGCAAAGCAUACUGUAGAAUCUGACAGUUCACAAAACAUAAUGUAAAAUCUGACAGCUCGCAAAACAUACUGUAGAAUUUGACAGCUCGUGAAACAUACCAUAACAUCUGACAACUCUCAAAAUAUAUUGUAGAAUUUGACAGCUCGCAAAAACAUACUGUAAAAUCCAUAAGUGUACAAGAUGGGGGCACAGGGUGGGAGGUGGGGGCAACUGCCCCCUAGUCCUGGAGCAAAACUUAAAAUAUGGGUAAAAAUGAUACAGAUAUUCAGGCAAAAAUGAUACAGAUAUUCAGGCAAAAAUGAUACAGAUAUUCAGGCAAAAAUUACACAGAUAUUCAGGUAAAAAUUACACAGAUAUUCAGGCAAAAAUGAUACAGAUAUUCAGGCAAAAUGUGCUAAUCUGAGAUCUUUUUACCAUGUAUUUUCAUCAUUCUACCCUCACAAUUAGUUGUAUUCCAUGUAAAAAUGCAUA
This is a messenger RNA of Gigantopelta aegis, 1695 nucleotides long. RefSeq lists its product as uncharacterized. The coding region runs from base 84 to 764 and encodes 226 amino acids. Lineage: Eukaryota; Metazoa; Mollusca; Gastropoda; Neomphalida; Peltospiridae. The record is from RefSeq and is a predicted model, not a curated record. The transcript is spliced from 3 exons.